AUGUCGAGUAACGAUGAAAAUAAAUCCGAAGCGAGAUCCUCCUGGUCGCGAUUGCGUAAUCUUAGAGCAGGUGAACAAGAAAUCAAUCUGAACGAAAUUAGACCAAAGAGUAUUUUUUAUGUUACAAAACAAGGUUCAAUCACCAUGAGGACAGCAGGAUCUGGAGGGAAUGGUAGCCAGUUUGGUACUUAUAAUGACGGUCAUUUCAAACCUUUCACAGGACAAGGAAAUUGUUCGCCAGGGAAUUUGUCGGGAAGUGGACUUAAAUUUGGGUUUGAUAGAUCUACUAUGCAAGACCUCGCUACUGGGAAACCUAUAUUCUGUCCCACAAAUGGCGAUGGCAGUUGGUUUUGGAACACUACUACGGGCAAUCCGCCACAGACGAGAAGCACACCUACGUCUGGAAAUCAUUCCGCAACUCCUGGAGCAGAACCAUCUUGGGAUGGAAGAAGUUUAGUGGAUAUAUUGGGCCUUCUCAAUAGCGGCGAACAUCCGAAUUCUAAGAGGUAG
Molecule: messenger RNA, 510 nt
Organism: Kwoniella shivajii
Lineage: Eukaryota; Fungi; Basidiomycota; Tremellomycetes; Tremellales; Cryptococcaceae
Exons: 1
Coding region: 1-510 (169 amino acids)
Source: RefSeq, a predicted model, not a curated record